Mangifera indica (mango) is the source of this 1232-nucleotide messenger RNA. Its product is annotated as agamous-like MADS-box protein MADS3. Gene Ontology annotation, biological process: positive regulation of transcription by RNA polymerase II. Lineage: Eukaryota; Viridiplantae; Streptophyta; Magnoliopsida; Sapindales; Anacardiaceae. Gene Ontology annotation, cellular component: nucleus. Gene Ontology annotation, molecular function: DNA-binding transcription factor activity, RNA polymerase II-specific; protein dimerization activity; RNA polymerase II cis-regulatory region sequence-specific DNA binding. Bases 279 to 1022 code for a protein of 247 amino acids. The transcript is spliced from 8 exons. The record is from RefSeq and is a predicted model, not a curated record.
AGAGAAUAAGAGAAAAAGAAGAAAUAACUUAGUUUCCAUUUUACUGUAAAGUAAGGAAGAUCUCAGUGUGCCUUCUCUGCUACAAUAUCUAUUGAUAUGACCUAUAAACUUCCACUUCUCACAUACAAAGAAUCACCAGUACCUCUCAUUCUCAGCUCCAUUUUCGUGUAACAACAAUAGAAUUUCCUGAAGAAGAAUAUUAAAUAUAGACAUAUAGCUAUAUACUUACAAAAGAUAACAACUUCUGUAAGAAAAAAGAAAUCUUUAAGUGCAAAAAAAUGGGGAGAGGAAGAGUGGAGCUUAAGAGAAUUGAGAACAAGAUUAACAGGCAGGUGACUUUUUCUAAGAGAAGAAAUGGGUUGCUGAAGAAAGCUUAUGAGCUUUCUGUACUAUGUGAUGCUGAGGUUGCUGUUAUCGUCUUCUCUAGCCGUGGCAAACUCUAUGAGUUUGGUAGUGCUGGUAUAAGCAAAACCCUCGAACGAUACCAACGUUGCUGCUUCAAUCCUCAGGACAACAGCUUCGAACGUGAAACACAGAGUUGGUACCAGGAGGUAACAAAGCUGAAAUCAAAAUACGAAUCUCUCCAACGCACACAAAGGAAUUUGCUUGGAGAGGAUCUUGGGCCACUAAGUGUGAAAGAACUGCAAAAUCUUGAGAAACAGCUUGAAGGAGCUCUUGCAUUGGCAAGGCAGAGGAAGACUCAGAUUAUGGUCGAGCAAAUGGAAGAACUUCGCAAAAAGGAACGUCAGCUUGGAGACAUAAACAAGCAACUAAAGCUUAAGCUGGAAACAGAAGGACUAAAUCUGAAAACCAUUCAAGAUUUAUGGGGUUCUAGUGCAGCAGCAACUGCUGCUGGAAAUACCAACUUCCCUCUUCAUCCUUCUCAUGAAAGCCCCAUCAACUGUGAACCCGAACCCUUUUUACAGAUUGGGUACCACCACUAUGUUCCUGCUGAAGGGUCUUCGGGGCCAAACACUAAUAUGGUUGGUGAGACCAACUUCAUCCAUGGAUGGGUCCUUUGAACGCUCAAAGGAAAAGCCAUUAGCAGCAUGCCUUAUAUAUAUAUAUAUAUAUAUAGUCUUCUCUAUUAAUAUUUAUGUGGGAUUUGUAAUAACAUGUUUAAAUGCUUGUAAGGCGUGGAACCCCUGAUGAGGAUUAAGCAGACAUGAUGUUCCAACCAUAUAUUUCACGCAGUAUAAUUAACCGUUUAUUUGACUCCAAUCUUUAAGUGA